AUGGUGCUGCCGGGCUCCUGCUGCCCUCUCCGGGGACUCGUCCCGCUGUCCGCCGCGGCCGGCGGCCUCUCGCCGCGCCGCCGCCCGAGGCCCCCGCUGCCCUUCCGCUCGUUGCUCGGGCUGGGGCUGCUACAGACCGGCCUGGGCUGCGCCCUGGUGGCGCUGGGCUUCGGGGCGCUGUGGCUGAGCAGCGCCCCGCAGGUGAAGAGCGCGUGUCCCCUCUGGGCCGGCUCCUCGGCCAUCUUAUGUGGAAUCUUAGGGUUAACAACAUGGAAGAGGCCGGUGCUGCUUUUGGUUAACUUGUUUGUUCUGCUGUCUGUGAUCAGUGUUAUGCUGAACGUGACUGGAUUAAUACUUGGAUGUCAAGGCAUUCAGUUUGUGUCCAGGGUACCCAGAUGUGAUUUGAUGGAUAUGGAUGAAAACAAGACUUGUUUGUGCUGUGAGGAGCUUCAUCCCACUAAAUGCAUGGAAGCAGAGGUUGUACUGAAGCUAUACCACGUGAAGUCAUGCAGUGCUGCUCACCUUCUUCUCAAGAAAGUUCUCUUAGCUCUUGGUGUCCUGAAUGCUCUCACCGCUACAGUUUGCUUCAUAGCAGCUGCCCUGCAUUACUUACAGAUACUUGCAUCAAGAAGAUCCUGCACAGGCGAGUGUGAAGUUGAAGAUGAAGAUCACAAUUUGGAUCCUGAUGAUUUUGUCCCACCCGUCCCACCUCCCUCCUAUUUCACCAUUUUGAGUUCUUGUACUCCAGAAACAAGUCACAGCCCACCUGUCUCUGAUGUGAUUUCUCUGCCCUAUAUUUAUGUGACACGAAUCAAUGGAGUUGAAGUGUUCUGCCCUCUGGACCCACCUCCACCUUAUGAAACUGUGUGCAGCUUAAAAAGCUCUGAGCAGGGAGGUGCACUUCAAAUAAAUGGCAUGGAAGAUGUUGAUUCAGGGGAAGUAAGUGACAGGCAGUCCUCUCAAGCUGAAGAAAUUCAGGAGUCUUCCAGCAGAGUGAGCCUUUUCCCUUCAAAUGCAAGCUGUGUGCCUGCAGGAGUGAGCAGGAGAGCCUACCAUCCCUUGAGGAAAUGCUCUAAAAGUGACCCUGUGCUCCUGCACUGCCAGCUGCCUCAAGAGACAGUGUUCAGCUGUGAAACUGCAACACCCAGGGAUGUAAAUCCACUGAACACCGUCACCUUGCGGAGGAGUUCAAGAGCAAGAGCACUGAGGGGCAGACCCCAAUCUCUGAUAGACUAUAAGUCUUACGUGGACACUAAACGGCGUGUGGCAUGGAUCCUUGAGCAGUCCUCCUGCAGCAUGAGCCCAGACAUACAUGACUUGGUGGAAAAUAUCAAGUCUGUUUUAAAAUCAGAUGAGAAACACAUGGCAGAAGCUGUCAGCAGUGCCACUUUCCUUGAGCAGGUGAUGACACCUUCCCAGCCAGCCACGUCAUUCAGAGGUCGUGUGUUGCCUUUCAGAUUGCAUCCUGGAUUGCUGCACCUGGAGAGCUGUGGUGACCUGAGCACUUUCACCACAGAAGGAGAACAGCUAUCAGAGAGGAGAAUCCAAAGAGCAGAACAUGAACGGCCUCACAGUGUUGUUGGUGUUGUCAGGGAAACUAUACUUUGA
This is a messenger RNA of Cinclus cinclus, 1608 nucleotides long. RefSeq names its product endosomal transmembrane epsin interactor 1 (gene ENTREP1). The transcript has 11 exons. NCBI's taxonomy places the organism in Eukaryota, Metazoa, Chordata, Aves, Passeriformes, Cinclidae. Gene Ontology annotation, cellular component: membrane. The coding region runs from base 1 to 1608 and encodes 535 amino acids. The record is from RefSeq and is a predicted model, not a curated record.